CAAUGAAGUCAAUACAGAGAAAUAUAGUCUCCAAACUCUCCUCUCUUCCACUGUAGAAUCCUCAUAAGUCCAGUUAUAUCCAACAAAGUGGUAUUAGAGCUCCUUAUUGAAAUGGCAAGUGGGAAUCUAGUUUCAUUGCAGGUUCCAAAAUUCUCAAAAGAGAAGUUUGACAAUUGGUGCAUCCGAAUGAAGGCCAUACUCGGUGCACAUGAUGUGUGGGAAAUUGUUGAGAAUGGAUAUGAUGCUCCUAAAGACAUGAGUGCUCUUACACAAGCACAAAAGGAUCAGUUUAAUAGCAUCAAGAAAAAGGAUCAAAAGGCCGUUUCUCUCAUUCACCAAGCAUUGGAUGAGGUUACCUUUGAGAAGGUUUCUAAUGCCACCACAACAAAGGAUUUGUGGGAGAAGCUUCAAGCUGCCUGUAAAGGAAAAGAAAAGGCAAAGAAAGUGCACCUCCAAAGUUUAAGAGGUGAAUUUGAAGCUGUCCAAAUGAAUGAGACAGAAAAGGUGUCAGAUUAUAUUUCAAGGGUCAUGGGGAUUGCCAACCAGAUGAGAAGGCUUGAUGAAGAGGUGACUGAUUUAAGGAUAAUUGACAAAAUUCUUAGAUCAGUUACAGAGAAGUUUGAUUAUGUGAUGACAGCCAUUGAAGAAUCAAAGGACUUGGAAGACAUGACUGUUGAAGAGUUAAGUGGUUCACUUGAAGCACAUGAGGAGAAGCUCAAUAGAAGAAAGAAAGAGCCUGUGGAGCAGGUUCUACAGUCAAGACUUUCUCUGGGUGAUAAAGAACAAAAGGGAGGCACAAGUCAAGGAGGACGAGGUCGAGGUCGAGGCCGUGGACGCAGUCGUGGUCGAGGACGUGGAAAAGGAGGAAGAAGUGUGCAGAACACUAAUCAAAGCAGAGAUGAAAAUUUUCAAUUUUCCUUUUUGAGAGGCCGUGGCAAAGGAGGAUUAAGGCCAUAUCAGAAGAGCAACCACAUGUGUGGAAACAAAGAAUUAUUUGUGGAGCUUGAUGAGAAAGUUGGCGGCAACAUCACCUUUGGAGACUCCUCCAAAAUACCAGUGAGGGGUAAAGGUAAAAUUCUGAUACGCAUGAAGGAUGGAAAUCAUCAAUUUAUCUCAAAUGUUUAUUAUGCACCUGACAUGAAGAGUAAUAUUUUGAGUGUGGUCCAAUUGUUAGAAAAGGGAUAUGCUGUUUUCACAAAAGGUUGCAGUUUGUACUUGAAAGAUUCUGCCAGAAGCUUGAUUGCCAAAGUCUCAAUGUCAAUGAAUCGUAUGUUUGCUAUGAACAUACAUACAUAUGUGGCUAAAUGCUUAACAUCUUGUUAUAAAGAUUCUUCAUGGCUGUGGCAUUUGAGAUUUGGGCAUAUGAACUUUGGAGGACUUAAGGCUAUGGCUAGCAAAAGAAUGGUGAAAGGCUUGCCCUCGGUGAAUCAACCUGAUCAACUUUGUGAAGGUUGUCUUCUUGGUAAACAAUCAAGAAAGAGCUUCCCAAAACAGUCUCAAUCAAGAGCUACGAGGCCACUACAGCUAGUUCACACUAAUGUCUGUGGGCCGAUCACCCCAUGUUCUUUUGGUAAGAACAAAUACUUUCUUUUGUUCAUUGAUGAUUAUAGUAGAAAAACAUGGGCAUUGAGAUCUGACAGAGGAGGUGAAUUCACUUCUAAAGAAUUUCAAGAGUUCUGUGCUGCCAAUGAAGUUCACCAUUUUCUUACUGCUCUAGGAUCGCCACAACAGAACGGAGUGGUGGAAAGGAAAAACAGAACCAUUCUAAAUAUGGCAAGAAGUAUGAUGAAGACCAAGAAGAUGCCAAGAAAGUUCUGGGCUGAAGUUGUUGAGUGCGCAGUCUACUUGUUGAACCGCUGCACAACAAAAGUAGUUGAAAAUAAAACUCUAAUUGAAUUAUGGAGUGGAAGAAAGCCCUCAGUCCAUCACCUGAAGGUGUUUGGAAGCAUUGCAUUUGCCCAUGUUCAUGAUGGAAAGCGCACCAAGCUUGAUGACAAGUGCAAGAAGUAUGUGUUUGUUGGUUAUGACUAUAGAACAAAAGGAUACAGGCUUUAUGAUCCAGAAGGUGGCAAAGCAGUCAUCAAUAGAGAUGUGGAUUUUGAUGAAGAAGCCAUGUGGGAUUGGAAAUCUCAAGAAGAGAAUUAUGAAUUUCUUCCGUCUUUUGCAGAAGAAGAUGAUGAAGAAGAAAGGCAAGAAAUCAUCACUCCCCCAGCAUCACCGUCUCGUGGUGAAAUUUCAUCCCCAGAAGGAAGCUCAAGUGAAGGGCCAUUGCGAACAAGGAGGCUCAGUGAUAUAUAUCAAGAAACUGAAGAAAUUGAAGAAACUAAUGAUGUUACACUAUUUUGCCUUUUUGCAGACAUUGAGCCUAUUAACUUCAAUGAAGCUGCCAAAGAUGAAAAGUGGAGAAAAGCAAUGGACGAGGAGAUGAAUGCAAUUAAAAGGAAUGAUACUUGGGAGCUAGUCACUCUUCCUCAAGGACAUGCUGCUAUUGGAGUGAAAUGGGUGUUCAAAGAGAAGAAGAAUUCUAAAGGAGAGGUAGAAAGAUAUAAAGCAAGGCUCAUGGCUAAAGGCCAUAAGCAGCAACAUGGCAUCGACUAUGAAGAGGUUUUUGCACCGGUAGCUCGUCUAGAGACAAUAAGGUUGAUAAUUUCUCUAGCAGCUCAAAACAAGUGGAAGAUUUUCCAAAUGGAUGUCAAGUCAGCCUUUAUAAAUGGCUCUCUUGAAGAAGAGGUGUGUGUUCAACAACCUCUUGGCUAUGUUGUAAAGGGUGAAGAGAAAAAGGUGCUUAAACUGAAGAAAGCUCUCUCUGGCUUAAAACAAGCUCCAAGAGCUUGGAAUUGCAGAAUUGACAGAUACUUUCAGGAGAAUGGCUUUGUCAAGUGCCCCUAUGAAUAUGCUCUCUACGUAAAGGUGAGCAAUGGUGGAAUUUUAAUUGUUUGCCUAUAUGUAGAUGAUCUAAUCUUUACAGGCAAUAAUCCAAGGAUGUUUGAAGAAUUCAAAAGGGCAAUGAGCAAUGAGUUUGAAAUGACAAAUAUAGGACUCAUGUCCUAUUAUCUUGGCAUAGAAGUGAAGCAGAUGGAGGAAGGGAUCUUCAUUUCACAAGAAAAUUAUGUGAGAGAGGUGCUUAAAAGAUUCAACAUGAGCAAUUGUAAACCAAUGAAUACUCCGAUUGCCAGUGGCAUCAAGCUAUCCAAGUUUGAAGAAGGUGGAAGUGUGGAUGCAACUCUUUUUCGGAAUUUAGUUGGAAGUUUGAGAUAUUUAACUUGCACAAGACUUGAUAUUUUGUUCAGAGUUGGAUUGGUUAGUCGAUAUUUGGAGGCUCCUGCAACAGUUCAUCUAAAGGCAGCAAAGAGGAUCCUUCGCUAUAUAAAAGGUACUAUUGAUUUUGGGUUGAAUUAUUUUGCCUCUAAUGACUUUACUCUUAGAGGUUUCAGUGACAGUGAUUGGGCCGGAGAUAUUGAUGAUAGAAAGAGCACCACUGGAUGUGUGUUUUACAUGGGUGAUACAGCUAUUACUUGGAGCUCGAAAAAGCAGCCCACUGUUACUCUGUCAACUUGUGAAGCAGAGUGUGUUGCUCUUAAUUCUUGUGUAACUCAUGCAGUUUGGUUGAGGAAUUUGCUAAAGGAGCUUCAUGUCACACAAGAGGGCCCAACGGAAAUAUAUGUUGACAAAAAAUCUUCAAUUGCAUUGGCAAAGAAUCCUCAAUUUCAUGAACGAAGCAAACAUAUUGAUACCAGGUAUCAUUAUGUGCGCCAGUGUGUUGAAGACAAAGUGGUGCAGCUAAUUUUUGUGAAAUCUCACAAUCAGAUGGCAGACAUCCUUACCAAGGCUCUCAAGUUUGAUGAUUUCAAGAAAUUAAGAAGCUGUCUUGGAGUUGGAAAAAGUCAUGUUUAAAGGGGGGUGUUGAAAGGAUAAACAUGCCUUGAAUGUCCAAUUCAUGUAUCUGGUAUGAAUAAUAUUUAAUAAUGUAUCUAAAAGAAUGGGAUUCAUGUAUACCAGUUAAUUAGGGAAGAACCAGUGUUCGUGAUUUAUCUAUAAAUAACUUUGUAAGUU
Messenger RNA from Rubroshorea leprosula, 4053 nucleotides. The record is from the annotation of a GenBank genome assembly. NCBI's taxonomy places the organism in Eukaryota, Viridiplantae, Streptophyta, Magnoliopsida, Malvales, Dipterocarpaceae.